AUGAAACAAACGAUCGAAUCGCACCUGAAUGUGCAGCAAGCAACCCCUACGCAAAUCCAAGAUGGCGCCCGAGACACCGGAUCCCCCAUACUGAAACCUGAGGUAGGAGACAGCCAAAACAGCUUUCAAAGCACAGAUAUGACACCUGCCACAGAUGCAUCAAUAAGCACAAUGCUAGAAAGGCUUAAAGCAGCCCUAUGCUCUGAUAUACAAAAAAUGGCAUCUGAUAUAAGAACUGACAUCCAGGCACUGGGGGACAGGACAGCACAUUUGGAAGAAAAAACAGAGG
Messenger RNA from Pelobates cultripes (western spadefoot toad), 289 nucleotides. The record is from the annotation of a GenBank genome assembly. Lineage: Eukaryota; Metazoa; Chordata; Amphibia; Anura; Pelobatidae.